This is a messenger RNA of Tupaia belangeri chinensis (Chinese tree shrew), 537 nucleotides long. Its product is annotated as 40S ribosomal protein S3a-like. Gene Ontology annotation, cellular component: ribosome. The transcript has 2 exons. Gene Ontology annotation, molecular function: structural constituent of ribosome. Gene Ontology annotation, biological process: translation. The record is from RefSeq and is a predicted model, not a curated record. NCBI's taxonomy places the organism in Eukaryota, Metazoa, Chordata, Mammalia, Scandentia, Tupaiidae. The coding region runs from base 1 to 537 and encodes 178 amino acids.
AUGGCUCUUGACAAGAACAAGCAACUUAUAAAAGGUGGCAAAAAGAAAGCCAAAGAAAAAGUGGUUGAUCCAUUUUCUAAAAAAGAUUGGUAUGAUGUAAAAGCACCUGCUAUGUUCAACAUAAGAGGUAUUUGGGAAAACACUAGUCAAGGAAGCAAAAUUGUGCCUGACAGCCUUAAGGGCCAUGUGUUUGAACCUAGCCUUGCAGAUCUGCCAAAUGAUGAAGUCACAUUAAGGAAGAAGAUGACGGAAAUCAUGAACCAGGAGGUGCAGACAAAUGCCUUUAAAGAAGUAGUCAAUAAACUAAUCCCACACAGCGUUGGGAAAGACAUAGAAAAGGCUUGCCAAUCUAUCUCCCCUCUCCAUGAUGUCUUCAUCAAAAAAGUAAAAAUGCUGAAGAAACCCAAGUUUGAAUUGGGAAAACUCAUGGAGUUUUAUGGUGAAGGAGGUAGCUCUGGAAAAACUACUGAGGGUGAGACAGGCGCCAAAGUUGAGCAAGCUGAUAGAUGUGAACCACCAAUCCAAGAAUAUGUUUAA